This is a messenger RNA of Gallus gallus (chicken), 11255 nucleotides long. It is a transcript of the gene TPK1, whose product is annotated as thiamin pyrophosphokinase 1. NCBI's taxonomy places the organism in Eukaryota, Metazoa, Chordata, Aves, Galliformes, Phasianidae. Gene Ontology annotation, biological process: thiamine diphosphate biosynthetic process; thiamine metabolic process. Bases 468 to 1094 code for a protein of 208 amino acids. The transcript is spliced from 10 exons. Gene Ontology annotation, molecular function: ATP binding; thiamine diphosphokinase activity; thiamine binding. The record is from RefSeq and is a predicted model, not a curated record.
AUCCCAGCGGGAGGGGUGGGGUGUGUUCAGGUCUAUGUUGCUUGUGCUCCUCUGGCGGAGGCCGUUGGUUGGGCGCUCGGCGAUCUGUGCUCGUAUUUCACGGUGGGCAGCGAGGAGCUAUGGAGCGUGUCUUUACGCCGCUGGACUGCCUCCUGCCCGCCGGAAACUUGAAGUUUUGCCUUCUGAUUCUGAACCAGCCUUUUGACAGAGGUCAUUUUCAUUGCCUCUGGAGCAAAGGAAAAUAUUCCAUAGAUUCCCACCAGAAGAGACACCAUUUAAAAUGAUCAUCUUUACUCAGAAGGACCUUCCUUCACUUUGCCUAUCUGAAACUCUUUCAGAGCUGCACUCAGAGCUUGUGCUGAUGGAGGUGCUAAUCAUCUCUACCACAUCACAGAAGGAAGUCAGGACAGAGCCAUUGAGCUACAAAAAGCUGCCGUCAUCCCCUGGAGGUAAAGCUGCAGUGUUUUAUGAUGUUUAUGAGCCAGCUGGUGCAAGUUGAAAUGUACUCAAGCUUCUUGCCUGAUUACAUCAGUGGUGACUUUGAUUCGAUCCAGCCUGAAGUCAAGGCGUACUACAAGGCUAAGGGAUGUGAGUUAAUUGAGACCAUGGAUCAAGAUUUCACAGACUUCACCAAGUGUCUUCAGAUACUCCAGAAAAAGAUAGAAGAGAAGGGCCUCCAGAUUGAUUUGAUUGUGACUUUGGGUGGACUUGGAGGACGCUUUGACCAAACAAUGGCAUCAGUGGAAACACUUUUUCAUGCAACAAAUAUCACUCCUUUUCCAGUGAUAGUUAUCCAGGAGAGCUCGCUGAUCUACUUGCUUCAACCAGGCAAGCACAAGCUGCAGGUGAACACGGGACUGGAAGGUUCCUGGUGUGGCCUCAUCCCAAUUGGGAGCUCCUGUGACAGCGUAACCACGACCGGUCUCAGGUGGAACCUUGUGCCUGUUCAGUCAGGAGUGAACAAAAGGCUGAAUACCAAAAUCAAGCAAGCUCCUCCUGUUUGUCACCUUGUGAAUUCAGCAUCACUGCAACUUGAGCUGUGCAUUGGACAGAAACCUUUCAGUGCUGCUGGGAUAAAAAUGGUGCAGAAUUAGCUUUAGGAUAUUUCAUAGGCAAAAGAAUUCACAGAAUCUGAUUCAAAACCCCGGAACAUCAAAUAGACAGGACAAAAAACAGCUUCUGAACAAAGUAUUAAAAUGACAUCUUAGUGGAUGAGUGCAAAGGAGGCAAAUAAUCUCAUGUGCACUGUCAGCAUCUGUUUAAAGUUACUAAAUGAUGCCGGUAGAAAUGCUUUGUUUUGUUUUGUUUGUUUGUGUUUGUUUUUGUUUGUUUGUUUGUUUUUGUUUGUUUGUUUUUGUGAAAUAAAGCCAUAUAUUAUAAACAAAAUCCACAAAUACCUUAUGAAGACUGACAUGAAAAAGUAUUUUGGUAUAUGAAAGAUUAUUAAUCAAUGAUAUUUAUAUAGCUUUUCUUUGUUUGCCAAAUGCUUUGUUUUGGUUUUUAAAACAAAAUUGAAUCUUAAAUUUAAAAAAAAAAAAUAGUGGGUUUUUUUGUUUUGCUUUGUUUUAAAGCUAAAAUAUAUUAAUACAAAUAAUGGAUUCUUUUCAUGGGAACUGGUAAUUGCUUCUCAGGGGCAGAGUGUUUUGCGUUGUAUAUGCAUAAGUAAAUCAAAGGAGAUAUAGCUGAUUUAAAAAAAAGUAUAUAAUCCUUGCCUCAAAAAGCUAUCAGUCUUAUACAAAUAAUUGAAUACAUCAGUGAACAGGGGAAAAUAAAGAAAGAAGUAUGCAACAGUAGAGGCAAGCAGAUUUGCAUUAACCAGUGGUCACGGUUAGUUUUUACAUUCCCAUAACCAUGCUGUUUUUGGAAAGCAUUAUCAUUAGAAGAAGAGAAAAAAAUGAAAAAAAAAAAAAAAAAAGAUAUAGGAAGUGUUUUAUGUUGGUGGUGGUGGGUUUCUUUUUUGUUGUUGUUUUUUGUUGUUGUUGUUGUUUAAGAGCAAAAUUUAGCUAGAGCCAGUGGUUAGUCAGUGCCAUCAGAAUAAGCUGAUGAAGUAUCGAUAUAAUGGGAAUAAGGAAGGAGGCAGAAAUUACUUGAAGAUUCAGUGGACUGCUGUUUUCUUCCUUGGUACGUUUCUUUGGAGUGGCAGGACAUACAGGUUUGUGAGAGCCGUUUUUGGCCAUUAACUGUAUAUAUUAACCUAAAGUAUAAUUCUUCUAGAACUACAUGUUUGUCAAAUACGCUUGUGCACAAAGGCUACCUGGCAAUAUCACCUAAUUAUGUCUUCCUGCCUUUUUGCUACUCAGAGCAGAAUUUCAGUUUAUGGCAUAUAAAUAUAUCUUUUUGUUCUAUUGCAUUCAUAUUUUUCCAGGACAUAAAGACUGUUCAAAUCAUUUAUUCAACACCAUUUCUCUUAUGCACCAUAUGGUUGGUGAAGUAAAUAAUUUAAUUACUAUUAACCUUCAUUAUAGGGUUUUGCUGCCCCUUAAAGUGGACGUGCAUUUUCCAUCAACAUGUACAAUACUAAUACAAAAAUCACAACUUUAAUUCUUGCUAUAUGAGCUGAUCACUGUUAUGAAGAAAUUGAUACUUUCUUUUUGAUUCUUUUAUGGUUCAACACAUUGUGUAGAACUGUUUGUAUCACUGUACAAAAGAAGAAAAAUGUAAGAAACUUUAGCUGCUUUCUCAGUUAUAGUGCAUUAGGUUCAUGGGGUGUUCUUGGGCCAGGAUCUGAGAAUAAAUUUUAUCCAGUAUUGUGUCCUUAAAACCCAUGCACUUUUUUUUUUUUCCUUUUUUUUUUUUUUCCUGGAAGCUCAUGCUCAUAUUAAAAGGGCAGUUGCCAGAAAAUGCAUAUUUAGGACUGAAUAUGCAGCUAUUCAGCAUCCAAGCCUGAUCAAAGCUUAUAUUCCCCAGCUUUGGUUCAGUCAUUAGUACCAGACAAAAUAAUCUCUUGAAAUUUGAUGGUUACACAGAACAAUUUUCUCAGCAACUGCCUUAAGCUCAAGGCUGAAGAAGGCCAAAGUAAUUCAGAGCACGCAAACUUAAUUCCCCAGUUUCAAAUGCAGCCAUGAAAUGCGGAGGCAGAAAGUUACUGUUCCCUGGUUAUAUAUUAUUAUAGCACAUGCACUAUGCUAGGCCCUCAUUUUGUCACCUUUUACGACUGUCAGUAUUAUUCAGCUUUUCACCUUAAAGUCUGUACAAUCUGCAGAGCUACCAAGACAUGAUCAGAGUGCAGAUGUUAAGAAUGACAAUGACUGGGAGGACUGAAACUCUAAAUCAGGUUUCACGUGUUUUGGGAAACUCCCUUUUCACUUGGCCAAACCAAGGUGAGAAACAGCUUGAUAAACAGAGACAGGGCUUGCCUGGCAUGAGUCCCCCAUUGCUUCUAGAGAUCAGAUGACUGCAGGAGUGAGGGGAAGGCUCAUGCGUACUUUCCUCACUUUGUUCCCUCGGGUUUGGCCCAUGCUCUUUUUCAUUGGUGGAAGCACCUGAGGACAGCCCUGCAUCUCAGGGCAGUCUGUCUCAGGAGGCAUGCUGAUCUAGGCCUGGUGGAGAAAAAAAUGGGUAGCUCAUAAAGGUAAAACAUCUCCAGAUAUUGCCUCUAUACACAAAGAAAAUAUUUGAGAUUUUAAAGUCAGGCAUCUGUGGAUCAUCCUUGGCUCUACACAGUCUCUGGUAGGCUUAUAAAUUCCCUCUGUUAGUAAAAAGCUUGCACUCAUACUUAACAUAAUACACUGUAUAGCUAUUGUGGAUGCAAUUAAUGCUGGAUUUUUAUGUCAAGGCACUUGUCCCUCUAUACAAGUAUUCUUGUACUUCUAUACAAGAUCUAUUUUAAGUCACUUACAAAAGCUUCUAAAAUUGUAUUGAUUGUAGUCUUUCUCAAAUCACUGUGUGGUCUCACUGAUGGAAGCUGAUGUACCUGGUGUCACACCUUAGUUAUGCCUAAUUUGGCACUUUAAUUCUGAUGGUGUUCAGUAUAUGAAUUGUCUUGAAUACAGACUCACAAAUAGUGCUCCAUCCAAUUUGUUCAGUGGCUUUCAAUGAGCUACACAUGAUCUCCUCAUUAUUCCUCUAGUAGUGUUCAAUCAGAAUUCACGUGGCUAGAUCAGUGAAGAAAUUUGGCUGCACUCAAUCAGAAUUCACACUGCUAGCUUAGUGAAUAAUGUGCUUUAUUAAAGCAAUAGAUGCACAAAUUCUUUGGAUUGCCAGUGCUAAAUUCAUUGUCUCCAAGGCAUGUGCAAAGAACUAAGAAUAAUACAGCCUCACCACAAGUGAGCUAGGUUAUAAAGCAGCUCUGCAGAGAUUUCUAAGUUGCCUGAGGAAGCACCCAUUAUUAACUGGGUGUGUGACUCUUACUCAAUAGGCAACCCCAUGGAGAGGGAAGAGAGGCUCAGCUCAUCAACUGAUGCCAGAAGUCAGGAGUGUCCUCCUGACUAUCUUCCCCCAAAUCCCCCCUCUCUUAAGCCAUUUUUAUACUAUUUAUUAUUUUUCAGACAGAGCUUGAGUGACACUAGUCAUGCAUACCUUUGUUUAUGAUUGGUGUAAAAUUCUCUUGCCUCGCAUUUAAAGGUAUAGGCUAAAAAAUUUGGAGUGCAAGCUCAGGGAGUGGUGAUUGCACCUUAAAGGUGGGUAGCUUUUUGAAUGGCAAUGUGUUUUGAUAUUAUAAUGGGCGUAAAAUGAGCACAUAAUGAGCAAAGUUCACCCAAAGGAUGGCACUUUGUCAAAAGAAGGCAGACUGUUGACCCAGGGUAGCAACUAUGCAACUUAUCAGUACUGUAGUACAGUAGAGUUCCUGUCACAGAACCCAGGCUGCAGAGACUCCAUUCUGCUCCACUCUCCGUGCCAUUUCUUCUUAGCAUCAACACAUGAAGUUCUCCUGAUAUUACCAACAACCUAGGGAAGGUUGCCUUCCUUCUGUGGAAUAAAUUCCUUGCAUACCAGCUACACUCUGCUUUUGUACCCCUGUAAACAGUUCUAUACCUUAAUUUCCAGUAAACAAUGCUAUAUCUUAAUUUCCAUAAUAGCAAUGGAAUACCUGGCUUUACAGACUCAGGCUUGCGAACCACAACUUCAAUAAAAUGUUGUUCAACUCCUUUUUAUAAAAUGGUGUUCCUGUGAUGUGCAGUGACAGUAGGGAACUUAUAUGCAAUGGGAAGGUUUUAUUAGCCUUUCUUUAGGAUUAUCUUCACUAUAUGCUUACAGUGCUGAUGCACAUAAUUAACAUAGUCAGCCCAAAUCCAUUUUGAAAGUACCAUACUGCAUGGCAUGUGCUUAAUACACUGUAUAUAUUUUAUGUGAUAAACAUAUGUGAAAUCAGACCAAGCUUCUGUGCACAUAUGUACACUAUACAGACAUUCUUUGUGACCAUAACAGAAAAAUGAAGGUAAUUGAUGGGUUUUUUUUUUUGUUUUUUUUUUGUUUUGUUUUUUGCAACUAGUCCUAAUCCUCCUAAUCCUGUGAUUGUUCUACACAAGGACAAAGCAAGGGCAUUUUCCUUGGGCAUGAACAAUUAACUUUCUCACUACCAAACUACAGUCAUCUGAAGGUAAAAGCUUGAAUAACACAGUAAGUUUACUCCCUUAUCUGUGCUUGACGGUAUCCUAUCCAUAAUUUGAUUUGACUGUAUAUACAGUAUAUUUAAGUAAUAAUAACUGAGGUACAGAGCAUUUGCCAAAAAUUAAUGGCUGGCUGAAAAAAUUUUAUUGCACAAGUGCAGCAAAGGGCCAUUAAUCCCAACUGAUCAAUUCUCCAUCAAGUGCCUUGUGUCAAGGGUCAUUUAUUACAUUCCUCUCGCUCACCAGUAAGGGAGUAAAAUUAAGUGUUAUUUUCCUCUUAUGGUAUCACCAAGCCAAAGCAGCCACCAGAAGCCCCUGCUCAAAAGUGUUCCUGUGGCUGCUACUGCCAUAGCAGUGAACAUCUCUUAGUGCUGGAGUGCUGGAGAGUCUUUCAAAAUGGUCUUUUGCUUUCUAUUACUUUACUUUUGUUAGCAAAUACAACUCUCCAGUGGAUGUAUUGGAGCUGACAAGGAGAUGAUAAGUCUGCUGUGUUUCCCUUGUCACUUGAAAAGAAGUGGGGUUAUGAAGGUGGGAUGAGUUUUCACCCAGUAUAGGUCACAAGUCUUUUCUAACAUGGUUUCUGUCCUUCUAGGAUCUUACAUUUACUCACCACUGAACUCACAGAAGGAUGUUUAUUUAGUGACUGGUAUGAAAUGCUCGCAUCUCUAGUUUAUAUUCCCUUGAUAUUACAUUUAUUGCUGGUAAAAAUUGGUACAAUGGAAGCUGCAUUGACACUGAAUGAUCAUUUUUCAAACUGGAUGGCUAUGGUAAGUGUAGUGGCUAUUGAAGAGAUAAUUAGUCGAUUAAGGGGAUAACAGAAAAAUAAUUGCAACAUGCUGUCAAGGAGGUCAUUCCUAAAUAUUCAGGUCAAAAAACCCACUUACCUCUCUGCAUUUUUUGUAUUCUUCAGAAUGAGGUGAAAAUAUUUGAUUUCCUUCAGCGAAUCGUGAUGAAAAUUACAUCAAUAUGUCAUUAGAUACAGAAAUUUAUCACAAUGAUCUGUCACCCAGCACUUUCCCUCUCGCUAGAAAACACAUAGACCUUACUGAGGAAAUAAGCUAAUGGGAAGAAAUGACUGUGAGGGGGUGGUGUUGAGACACCCACUUUUUGAGCUGAGUAUUUGUGCAGCUGUGCCUAGUAGCAUAACUCUGGAGGUCUCACAGUCCUCCACAGUGUUACUGGUGCUGGAGAGUUUCACCCGCCCACAAACAGCAUUUGUCGCUGCUUUUCAAGAAGGGGGAACAAAAGCAGUCAAUCACUGCUCAUUCAGUCUGCACAACCUUGGAUAUGUGCAUUCUACUUUAUAUAUCUGCUUUUUCUUUAGAUGACAAUCUCAGAAGUUAGGAGACUUUUUAAAAAUUUCAUCUCUCUGCCUCCUUGGGAGAAGAGGCCAGGGAACCAUGCUUUUGUCCUUUUCCACUCUUGAAGUGGAAGGGCAAGCCUUUAAGUAGUUAAGUUUUUGAUUUAUAAUUGAAAAAAAAAAAAAAAAAGCAUUGGAAAUACAAAACUGAAAGAUUGUUGUUAUUCUGUUUAAGAACUGGAGCUCAAGUGGUCAACUUUGAACAGUCCAUGUAUCUAAUAUGAGUGAAAAUGUAAAAUGUUUAUUAUUUCAUUUUCAAGUGAAAAGAAAUUUUCAAAAUAUUCCAAAGCAUGAAAGAAAAUGCAUGAAAGAAAUACUGCAAUUAGUUGCCUUGUAGCUUUCCCUGGAAGCCUGCCUUAGGGAUCACAGUUUCAGGAUAUUAGACUGUGACAAGAGUACAGUGAGCUAAGACAUGUUUGGCAGCAUUUCUUUCAGCAAAGUGGCUUUGAUUAUCUGAAACUUGUUCCACAUCCCUUGUCCAGUAUUAGUUAGUAGCACUAAUUGUUAGUCCAUUGUUAGUAGCACUAAUCUGAAAGCAUGACCAAUUAAAAGUGGGUUUAAUUUCAUGUGAUUUUUAUGGUUUAAGGUGGUUCAAGAUGGUUUACUGUUUGAACUGCUUUGUUGUGCAAACUGACUGGAGUCACUUGUCUCGAAAGCAACUGCACACAAAUUGUGCCACUACACAGUGAGGCCACCCGUAUUCAAAAUUUUGCCUAUGGAUACUGGCACUUGCAGACCCACAAUCAUUUCUGUCAGAACAAUGCAUCAUAUUUAAAUACAUCCCUCUAAGGAAAUUAAAUCAGCUUGGUAGGAAUACUAACACUCAGAGUCAAUUCACAACCUUUUUUUUAAAUUAUAGAAUUUAAUUAUUUUUAUUCUAAUAUUUACUGUUGAAUUUAGUUUUGAUUUUGUUUUAUCACCUGAACAUCCCAAAUUUCAGGAAUUUGCUAAAAUGUGUCACAUCAUUAUAACCUUUAUUAUGAAUCAUUUAUUACAUAUAUAUACCAAGAUGUUGUAAACUUCAUUAUAAAAUUUGAAGCAUCAGAAAAUCUAGUGGUGAUACUGUUUUACUCCCUGGCUGCUCUUAAAAUAAGAAGAGUCAUUGGAUUAGAGAAGUAUACAAUUGCAAAGUUAUUAAAAUGUAUAUUUUUGGCAAGAAGCCAUUGUGUUCUCCUACAUUUACAGCUGUCUGUUUACAGGAAAACUGCUCUGAGAGGCUGCAGUGGCUUCUUCGAGCUAUUAUACCAAAUUGGGUGGUGCAGGGACUUCUCUAUGAGCUAGGCUCAGUAACACUUCCCUCUCAGGUCAUAAGCAUAACUUGUACGUUUUUCAGGUAGAAAGCGUUUACGGUAAGCCAUCUUUUGUUCUCUGUCAUACUGGUGUUAAGUCCAGGGCACCUCUCCUGAGACUAUGUAUACCAUGUCUACACAGAUGGUUCCUAGGGUUAGAGUGUGAACUGCUCCUCUGUGGGUGUAGCAGCGUAGAUUUUGAAUUACACUUCUGAGGUCAGUGUAACAUGCAUUUUCCUUGUCGCAACUGGCUUCAGCCAUUACUCCCUGGCAGCUCAAUGAGAGCACAGCACACUAGAAUAUUAUCAAAGCAGCAGAUACCUUGCUUUAAUGGAGAAGAAAGCUCUGUCAUGUUGCCUCCCCAGUGUCACUGGUGUCCCAGCUGAUUUUGCUUUGUCUUUUCAGUGACUUGGGAAGAAAAAUUAUGUCCAAUUUGUUAUAAAAAAAAAUUUGGAGUUGGUGCUCAAGGUGUUGUGUACAGAUAUUCAACAGCAUUUCUUGAUGCCCAGAACUGUUCUGAUAGAAGCAGAUAGAACCAAUAUCCAGAUUGAAACUAUCUAUAUGUGGCUUUUCUUUUUAAAUGCCUGUUUGUGCUGUUUAUGUAGCUUCUUCCAAAAAGCAGAGUGCAUUCUUUCCUCUCCAUGAUGUUGUGAGACUGGUACAAGCCCAGACAGAGUGGGAGGAAGGGUUCUGCAGGAUAAGGUGUCUAGCAUCUAAACAGCAAGGAAGAGCAGAGUGAGCAAGUCACCCUUACUCUUGAUACUGGAGGGCUGUUUCCAAAGAGAAUGGAUACACAGUAUCUCACAUGGUCUGUGAUAAAGUGCAAUGGGACAACCUCCAGUUCUAAAGCUGUAGGUGUCUGGUGCUGCUGGGGGCUUGAUAGCUCUCUGAAACAGAUGUCACUACUAUAAAUGAGUGCAUGUAAUAGUUCUCCCACAGGAUAAAUGACAUUUAGGGAUUCAAGACUGAAAUAAAUGAGAGAUUGAACAGGACAGCUAGAGAAUAUAUUAGAAUUGACUUAUGUUCUAAUACUCCGUUAUAUAUGGAACUACUUGGUAACACUCCUCUCAUUUUUUUUUUUCCUUUUUUUCCUGUCUCAAUCAAGUUCAGUCCGUGUUGUCUCAGAAAUUCAAAACGUGGCCAGUCUCACUGUAAAUUUUCCUAACUGAUUAGAUGCAUCCUGAGAAAUUUACACUGAUGAUAGUAUAGGAGAGCUUGAAGAAAAGGUUGAUAUCAAUGCGAAGAUGCAGUGACAAUCCUAAGAGAGCCCUUUAUCCUCAGAGCUGCCAGUGCAUAUUGUGUGUCUAUGUUUUACAAGAGGAAGUGUGUUGAAGUUAGCCUGAACAGAGAGAAAUACAUUCCAAUAACUGAAUUCUGUGGUUCUCCAGAGCUGUAAUGACACCAGAGGGCUACAAGAAAUGCAAAGCUGAAUUGUCUUUCCUUGUGUUGAUGUUCCUGAGUCAUCCAGGAGCCACUUCGGAUGCUGGCAUGAGAUCCAGCAACUUGGGACUAGUUUGGUUAUUCCUGUAGAUACGGCCCCUGCAGGCAUUUCAGUUGAGUUAGGCAUGGUGAAGCAUUAAGUGCUUUUCUUCUCCCCAGACAUUGCUAUCCAGGUGAGGGAUUGUCCCUCUCUGCUCAGCAUUAGUGCAGCCUCACCUCACGCACUGUGGGAGCCACAAUAUAAGAAAGACAGAAAAUAUUGGACAGGACACAAAAAUGGUGAAGUAUGGGCAAGAUGUAUGAGGAGCAGAUAAAAUCCCUUGGUUUGUUCAGCCCAAUGAAGAGAAGAAUGAGGGGAGGCAUCACGGCAGCCCACAGCUUCCUCACCAGGAGAGCAGAGGGGCAGGUGCUGAUAUCUUCUCUGUGGUGACAGCAGCAGGACCUGAAGGAAUGGCAUGUAGCUGCAUUGAGAAGGUGGGUAAGAUUGGAUAUUAGGGAAAGAUUCUUCACUGAGAGAGUGGUUGGGCACUGGAAUAGUCUCCCAAGGGCCCGUGAGUCCUGGCCCCAAGCCUGUCAGAUUUUAAGAAGCAUUUGAACAACUGUCUCAGACACAGGGUUUGAAUUUUGCGUUACCCUGUAUGGAACCAGGAGUUUAACUUGAUCCUUGUAAGUCUCUUCCAACUCAAGAUAUUCCAUGAUUUUAACACACCAUCUCCUCUGCUGUAGAAUGAGUGACUGAUGGCUUAAAGAGGAGUAGGCCAGUCCUCCAAAGACAAGCAACUAUACAACUAUACCCUCAUGAGAAAAGAACACUGCUUCCUUCAUGUUUAUUUGCACCAAGGAAACUUUCACUGAUUUAAUGUGCCAAUCCUGAUGUCUUUUCUGUGGGUGGAGAAUUGGGGAGGGCAUUCGCUUUGCUGCUAAUCAUCACAGAUUUCAGAGCCCACAUGGGGAGAAAUACUCUAUACUCUAUGCUGUACUUUUCUGUCAAAAGUAUUGGAGAAAGGGAGGCCACAUUCCUCCCUGUAAAUGAGACUUUUCAGUUGUAUUUUUCUCAUGCAACUUUAAUAUACUUUUUGUUCAAUAUCUUUAAAGUGUUGAAUUGACAAUCUGGGAACUUGCUGAGACUCAGUCAUAGAAUCAUUGAAUGGUUUGGGUUUGAAGGGACCUUUAAGAUCAUCUAGUUUCAACCCUUCUGCUAUAGGCAGGGACACCUCCCUCCAAACCUGGUUGCUCAAAGACCCAUCCAGCCUGGCUUUGAAUGCUUCCUGAUAGGACGCAUUUACAGCCUUGCGGGGCAACCUGUUCCAGAGUCUCACCACCCUCACAGUAAAGAGUUUCUUCCUAGUAUCUGGUCUAAAUCUACUGUCUUCCAGUUUAAAACCAUUUCCCCUUGUCCUGUCACUACAUGCCCUUAUAAAAAGUUCAUCCCCAGCUUACCUGUAGGCUCCCUUCAAGUACUGGAAAGCCACUAUAAGAUCUCCUCAGAGAAGACCUCCUCCUUUUCUUCAGGCUGAAGAGCCCCAGCUCCCUCAGCCCGUCCUCCUAGGGGAAGUGCUCCAGCCCUCUGAUCAUCUUUGUGGCCCUCCUCUGGACCUGCUCCAACAACUCCAUAUC